This is a messenger RNA of Diatraea saccharalis (sugarcane borer), 1041 nucleotides long. Lineage: Eukaryota; Metazoa; Arthropoda; Insecta; Lepidoptera; Crambidae. The record is from the annotation of a GenBank genome assembly.
AUGAUUGCUAGAGACUGUCUCUUUCAUUUGCGGCAUCCGUUAGAUAAGGACGACAAGAGUCCCUUCCGCCAAUGUGACAUAUGCGUCAGAGUUCGUGCGGUAGAUCCAUUGCACAAGAAGAAUCUUUUGAUCGACAAUGAUGCCGGUGGCGAUGACGCGAUGGCCAUAUUUUUGGCUUUAUUAAAUGAAAAACAUUUUGAUGGACCACACUUGAUUGCAUUAACUACGGCCAAUGGAAACACCUGCGAAAAUAACGUUUAUGUCAACAAUCAGAGGAUUCUGAAAGUCGCAAAUAGACAGGAUGUACCGAUUUACAGAGGAUCAAAUUCAUCUCUUGUUGUAACACCGGACGGUGGAGCGUUCUUUGGCCAAGACGGUUUAGGUGAUACUGGCGAAUAUUUAACUGAUUUAGUCACAGCUAAACUAAAAACUGCUGUACAAGCUCUCAUAGACUUCUCAGUAAUGUAUAAGGAUAAAGGUAAAUUGACUAUAAUCACAUUAGGUACAUUAACUAACGUGGCUUUGGCAAUUAAAAGUGAUCCACAUUUUCUGGACCGACUUGAACAUCUUUAUGUGGCAGCUGGUCAUAUUCACGAUGAAAACAAUACAGAAGCUGAAUUCAAUUUGCAUAUGGAUGUAGAAGCUUAUCACAUAGUCGCACAGAACGCAAAUCCCGACAAAGUCACUUUCUUUCCAUUCUCACAAGUGAUGAAGCAUUUAAAUAUAUCGAGAGAAUGGAGAGAGCAAGUAUUCGGUGCCAUUGAUUCGGACAUCGUAAGGGCUCAAAAUAAAUUUGAGCGGUUCGCGAUCGAACAAAGCGACCGUUGGCACGCCCUCGACCCUGCGGCAGUAGCUGUGGCGUUGAAUCCAGAACUAGCCACAGAAUAUAAGUAUAUAAAGCAAGAAGUUGGACUUUGCGGUUCGAAAAGAGGUAUAAUAUCACAUAGUUUCGUAGAAAAGAAUGAAAGCAUGGGGCGACUUAUAUACUCAGUAGAUGAAGAAAAAUACAAAAAGUUUUUGAUGGAUGUAUUUUCAGCAUAA